Molecule: messenger RNA, 3637 nt
Organism: Homalodisca vitripennis (glassy-winged sharpshooter)
Lineage: Eukaryota; Metazoa; Arthropoda; Insecta; Hemiptera; Cicadellidae
Product: E3 ubiquitin-protein ligase lubel-like
Exons: 17
Coding region: 101-3637 (1178 amino acids)
Biological process (GO): protein linear polyubiquitination
Cellular component (GO): LUBAC complex
Molecular function (GO): K63-linked polyubiquitin modification-dependent protein binding; linear polyubiquitin binding; K48-linked polyubiquitin modification-dependent protein binding
Source: RefSeq, a predicted model, not a curated record
AACACCGCGACUUGGCCGCUGCUCAAAGCGGCUCCCCGGGGCUAAUUUUAGCAGUAGUCGGUGCGUGCUCGGUGGCCUGUCCGCGCCUAGGGAAUGCGACAUGCAGAACAUGAAGGAGGAGCGGUGGCGUCCUGCCCCCGUGUCUACCCCGUCCACUAGACUGCGAGCUGCUCGUUCCAUGCCCCCUUGGAUGCAACAAGCCCGAGGCACAGCUGUGCCCCCACCACCUCCGCCACCAGUGGUACCACCCUCACCACCAGUGCUGCCUCCACCACCAGAUCCCGACUAUGAGGUCAUCGAGUUUGCCGGUCAACAAGCCUACUCAAAUACACCCCCACCCCGCCCUGCACCACCAGGAAAGCCACGAGGGGAAGGACAGCGCUGUGACCUAUGUGGGUCCUCCGCCCCUGCUGUCCGGUGCGCUCAGUGUUCCCAACAGAACUUCUGUCUCUCCUGUGAUGAAAUGUACCACAGACAUCCCAAGAGGCAGACUCAUAUCCGUAAGCCGUUGGAUAUGGGUAGAGUCCCGACACUACGGCCCCCCCUGCCCCCCAAAGGGGAGAACACCUCAGCCCCUGUGCCCCCGCCACGACGCAACAAACGCUCCGGUCGCAACACCCCAGUUCCACCUGAUCAGGGUCCCGCUAAGCCAGCACUAGGUGUGAUGGGCAGCCUGAAGCGUAUGAUGGGUGGACGACCGCUGCCCCCCGCGCCCCCAAUGGGGAGAGAGCUACGUCUGCCCGCCGCAUCUUCUCCUCUCACAUUCACUGACCUUCCUGACCAUCAGCCACCAAGCCGAGACAGUGGGUAUCUGGAUUGGGAAAUGGACAGUCGGCAUCGUUCUGGCAGUCUCACAGCACUCAACUCUCCUUCUUUCGGUCCAAUCAUGCAUGCUCAGUCAAUGGCCCAACUCAACUGUCCCAGCUGUCACCAUCACGGCAUGGUUUGGGACUGGAACCAGAGCCACAUGACGGCUGGAGGGUUCGGGCCAGCGUGGGGAGGUCUACCCACUGGCACCUGGCAUGGUUCUGCCAUGCUACCACCGUAUCGACCCGAGCCAGAGAUGGCACGCAGGAACAGUCUGAGAGCCCCACCUCGUCGCAGUCGCAGAGACCUCACUACAGAUGACGAGGAGGAUGGCACCUUGCAGAGACGGAGGAACACCUCACCAGUCCGCUCUAGACGAGGACCAAUGAGUGAUGAGUCCGAGGACGAGGUCAUGUCCCACCGAGGCAGUCGAAGACAUCGAAGAAGAAAUUCCCCUGUGUCGAGAAACGCAUCUCCAACCUUAUCAAGACGAGGCUCAAGAAAAAAGAGCUCUGUUGGUGUCGAAGAACUCAUUGCCAGGAGGGUGAAACAGAACGAAGAGGAAGCACUGAGAUCCAGACGAUUUGAUGAUGAGACAAUGUCAAACAGAGGAAGCAGAAGGUAUGACGAUGAAACUAUGUCGAACAGAGGAGGAAAAAGAUACGAUGAUGAAGUGAUGUCGAACAGAGGUGGGAAAAGAUACGAAGAUGAAGUGAUGUCGAACAGAGGUGGGAAAAGAUACGAUGAUGAAGUAAUGUCGAAUAGAGGAGGCCGAAGGUACGAUGAUGAAACCAUGUCAAACAGAGGUGGCAGGAGAUUUGAGGAUGAAAGGUUAUCGAUGAAGAGUGGGAGAAGGCAAGAAUUAGAAGAUAUUAUUUCACAGCGUGGAAACAGACGCAGUGAUUUUGAAGACUCAAUGUCAGGUAGAAGUCAGAAGUUGGAUGACGAUGUUUUGUCAAAUAGAGGUGGAAGAAGAAAUGACUUUGAUGAGACUUUAUCAAACCGUGGAAGUCAGCGAGUUUCAGAUUCGAGAAGAAGACGUCGCUCAUCUCCAAACCAGACUAGAAUGUCUCCUGCAAUGUCAAGGAAAUAUUCGAGAAAUGCAAGCAGUGAAGAUUCGGGUGAUGAAUUGUCAGACGGGAUGAAGAAUUCAUCAUCAAUAACAAAUCAGUCCAAAAGAGAAAUAAGUAAUGAAAUUUCUACUGAAACCUCUGAGCAUAAAGAAGAAGAAGUUGCUUUUUCAAGUGAUGUAGAUAAGCCUCUGGGACCUAUACCUACCGAGGAAUGGGAGUGUGAUCACUGCACGUUUGUGAACCAAGCGGGAAGUCGAGUAUGCAUGGUCUGCUGCAAAACAACAACCAAUCCAAAAUACAAACAACAAAACAAACCACAACGCAAACAACAACCCACACAAAGUAGCUCUCAGGUGGUCAACGCUCCCAAGAAGAUGCGGCAAGAUUCAAGUACUUCACCUUUAAAAGAAGAAAAAGCUCUGAGUGGCAAAAAAGAAGAACAUAAUUUGAAAGAAGACGGUCAAGCCAUACCCUCAACUAAACAAUUUAUAAGCCAAAAUAAUAUUGACAAUGGUGAUCUCUCAGAGAGGCUGAAGAAACAAUUAGUGAUCCCACCAUCCCCACCGGAAAAGAAGAAAGAAAUCGAAGUAGAAAACAAGAAGCCAACUAAGACAACAAUUUCCACUGGAACCUCGCCCCCUCCUCAGAGCAUAUCUACACAGACGUAUGAUGUGCUACAAAAACCAAGACUGAAACGUGCUACCUCCUUGGCAGAUCAUGAACUCUGGAGCAAUCCUCAUCGCAACUUCAGCAGCAGACAAUCUGUCACUAGUGACAGUCAGAGUUUGCCUGUGACUCCUCCUCGAGCCAGGAGUCCGGAGUUCGAGUUUGCUCCGAGGGAGUGGGAACUGAGACACAUGGACGUUCGAAGCCACUCCCAGCUGGCCCGACGACCCUCCGAGCCCGUUCAUAAUCUUUCUAGGCUUAGUCGCCGUUCUUCUGGCUCCCAGCCCCCAGAAUAUCUCAGCACUCUGGUACAGAAGCAGGUCAAGCAGGGUAUGGAGAUGGUGAAACUGCUCAGAGAAGCAGAGGAGCAGCAAUUCAGUGCUGAUGACCUGUCAGUUGCGCUAGCACAAUGUGGGGAUGGAGACCCAAUUGCAUGGUUGCGUGAUAACUGGCGCAACAUGAUCGACACUGUGGUCACACUAGCCACCAACUACGGCCACGAGCGUAAGGAAAACACAGUUGGCACUAUCAGUGCCGCAGAGGCUAGAGAGGCUUUACGACUGCACACGGGCAAUGUCUGGGCGGCUGUCACAGAAUGCGUAGACCAGCGCCAGAAAAAGUACGCUGAGUUGAUGUCACGUGGCAAUUUCACCCGAGAGGACAUAGUGACAGUGUUGACAGCCAACCAUGGCAACCUGGAAGCUGCGUACUUGGAGCUCAACAAGUCGCAGCUUAAGCCAUUCCUCAUGCGUAUCUGGGGGCCUCCGCAGGGGUCGGACAACGAGAGUGGCAACGUGCUGCGGCAAGAUGAGAAAGUGUUUGUGGAGGGACAGGGGCGUGAGGUGGAUGAGGAGGUGAGUGAUACUAACUUUCACCGUAUCAAGUCGUGGCUGGACACUUACGUGCAUCGGUCGUUAGAUAAUCAUGAACCUAGCCAGCCGCAGUCUCGUGACUCGGCUUCCAAGCAACCACAGAGCCCUCUGGUUGAUAAUAUUCCCAAUACACCCCCAGAGAUCCCCCCGAGGAGGAAAAUAUCUAAAGUAGAAAAUCCUGUUGAGGAUCAGCCUCUAUCAUCCUUAAUGUUUUCUUAA